Messenger RNA from Paramuricea clavata, 858 nucleotides. The record is from the annotation of a GenBank genome assembly. NCBI's taxonomy places the organism in Eukaryota, Metazoa, Cnidaria, Anthozoa, Malacalcyonacea, Plexauridae.
AUGGAUCCAAAAUUUACCAAAUUUCUCGAGCUAUCUGGAUUGGCUAUUUCGGAAAGCACAAAUCUAACGCCUAUAUUAGCAGACUACUGGAAUUUCACGACAUUCGCAGCACAGUAUCCUCAGAAUAUCGUCGAAUUGAAUUUUAUCAAGUGGCAUUUACAUGGCAGGCAGACAACGAUAACCACCUCUUCUCCUGCUUUACAAUUUCCAACACCGCAACCGCAGCAAAUAAAUACACCAAUCACACCUUUGCCUUUAAACCCGACGAUAAACUACCCUUCACCACAACCUCAGCAACAGAUAUCCACUCCUUCGAUAAACCACCCUUCACCACAACCUCAGCAACAGAUAUCCACUCCUUCAUCAUCACCAUUAAACAUGCCUCCUACCUCACCCGCCGCCGCCGCUGCUAACAUUUUAACACCCGAAUACACGCCUUUGCCGGAGAAACUUCAAAAGCUAAAAAAACACGUGAAUACUGUGGAAGGACAAUUUCACAAUUUCAGCUUUCAAAAACAAGAAGAACCCGAAAACAAAACCGUAAUUAUCGAUGAGAACUCGGGUACAGAAAACAACACUGGCGAGCAGUCAUCAUUCCCCGUACUGAAUACCUUCGACAUUGACACUAUCAUUGGUACAGAAAAUAUACCCAUGGUUUACACAUCGCCACCUAAACAUCGGGGAAAAGAUAUCGCUGUCGCACGAAAGAAAUUCUACGAAGACGAAGAAAAUAAAACCGAGCAGGAAAAAAAAAACCCACAGCUAGAAAGCGUAAACGCGAAUCCGGUCGUCCCACCACCGAUCAACAACUCGUACGAAUCGACGAAGAUUACAACGACCUGCAAUCUUUACAGUUGA